AUGAAACCAGCUCCGUUAGUUGUCUCACUAAUGACCCAAAGCUCAGAGCCCAGCAGUGGGGCCGCAGACAGAGCGCCGUUGAUUCCGCAGCCGGCGCCGUUGUCACCGUUUGGAUCGGUCUUCACAGACUCGGUUCCGGCCGCGCAAUGGGACGUCAACGAUGUAGGAGACUGGCUGGAGUCACUGGGGUGUGGGACGUACCGAAGGGGGUUUGAAAAUAACGACAUAUCGGGGGAGAUUUUGCUUGAAUUGGGUCAGGCGGAGCUGAAGGCUUUGAUCGAUAAAGUCGGAGAUCGACUCCGGGUGUACCAGGGGAUCAAGCGGCUGCAGUUUAUUAGUGAGGCUGCAGCAACGUCCGCUGCUGCCAUUUCAGCUAGUAGCGCCCCGAGCAGUUCGUCCGCGCUCGAUUCGGGGCCGCGUUCUACUGGCUAUUUUUCGAGCGUUGACACCUUUUCCAGUGACCGCUAUGAUCAGGACUCGUUGCGGUUCGUAUACCCCGACGGCACCACUCGCUUCAUUUCGGUAGCCAACGCAAAGGACGCUACUGAAAUCAAGCUUAGCGCCAUCCGUCGUAUUAUUCCGGCCCUAGCCGAGACUGCACUUGUCAAUUGGACUAUUACCGACGCCGAAAACCGUCCUGUGAGCGACCAGGACAUCAUGGCUCGCGCUCGGACUCCCUCGCCAACCUACACAUUUUAUGUGCGACACAGCCCCAUUGGAGAAAUGAACUCGCCGCGAAGGCCCGCUCAGCGUACGUCUACAGCAGCACUCCGAUCGGUGGUGUCUGUUGGUCGACCCACAAGUCAGCAAGUAUCCAUGAACCUGGAAAAGUACUUCCCUGGAGUCGACAGAGAAGAACUGCAAGCGACAAUUCGAAACUCUGUCAUUGUGAGCCGACGGCUUUCGACUAUUCGCAAUAGCAACCGUGUCAGUCGUCGACUCAGCAACCUAAUGGUUCCAUCGACAGGCGGAGAGACAAGUAUUGCCCCACCAGGCACUGUUACGCCAAUGCGUCGCCAAACCGCUACUAAGGGGAAUCGUAACUCACAUGCAACUUUUUCGAAGCGAUUCUCCUCGCUGGCCCCGUUUGGAGCUUUGAACGAAGAUAAUGAACUUGCAGAUGAAAACGACGAAAACACCCUCACUGGCCAUGCAGCCCAGCCUGUUUCAGAACAAGAAGGUAUCGAGGAACUGAAUCUCGGCGACCACAUGAAGGCCGAAUGGUUCAGAGGUAAGCUUAUUGGCUCGGGAUCUUUUGGAACAGUGUAUAUGGGUGUGAACAAGACCACUGGUGAGCUGAUUGCUGUUAAAGAGGUCCCUAUUCCCAAAGACGAUUCUGGCGGCGACAAACAGAGAAGCCUCAAGAUGGUUGAGGCCCUCAAACGUGAAAUAAAUUUCAUGAAAGACUUCGACCACGAGAACAUUGUUCAGUACCUUGGGUUUCAGACGAACAGCGACUCUUUGCAUAUUUUCCUUGAGUACGUUCCCGGUGGCUCACUUUUCUCUAUUCUUAACCAGACAGGUCCCUUCGAGGAUACUCUUGUCAGAAGAUAUUCCCGGCAGAUCCUCGCCGGUCUGCAAUACUUGCAUGAUCGGCACAUUGUUCAUCGCGACAUCAAGGGUGCCAAUGUUCUUGUGGACAACCGUGGGGUCAUCAAGAUCUCAGACUUUGGGCUCUCGAAAAAGGCAGAGACUCAGCAGCUACUUUCUAACCGCCAGAGCAUGCAGGGGUCUGCGUUUUGGAUGGCACCCGAGGUCGUGAGGCAGCAUGGAGGCGCCACGGUAAAAGCAGAUAUCUGGUCAUUCGGUUGUUUACUUAUUGAGCUCUAUACAGGGACGCACCCCUUCCCCCAGCUUUCACAAAUGCAGGCAAUAUUCAAGCUGGGAAACCACAUGCGUCCAGAGAUACCGAAAGACUUGUCUCCCUCCGCAGAGGACUUUUUGCUAAAAACGCUUACUGUAGAUAUCGCUGCCCGACCUACAGCUAGGGAACUCCUUGAGCAUGCAUUUUUGAAGUAG
Molecule: messenger RNA, 2019 nt
Organism: Wickerhamiella sorbophila
Lineage: Eukaryota; Fungi; Ascomycota; Dipodascomycetes; Dipodascales; Trichomonascaceae
Product: Protein kinase byr2
Exons: 1
Coding region: 1-2019 (672 amino acids)
Biological process (GO): protein phosphorylation
Molecular function (GO): protein kinase activity; protein binding; ATP binding
Source: RefSeq, a predicted model, not a curated record